AGAGAUGACGAGCAGCGGGACCGACGCGGCUCAUCUAGCUGCAUCCAAUGUGUAUCUGCGUGCGAAUGAAAAUCGGGCGUCCACAGUGGCAAAACACACGUCGCUUCAGACGAGCAGGAUGAGCCAGGAAAGCUCUCUGGUUUGCGGCCACAUAUGAGUGAGCAGGCAAGUGUGUCUUGUCGUGAAACUGCGAGAGUAAACGUGGGCCGUAUGUUUGCUUGCAUGGAGAGCUCAAGCUGCCCGGCUCAGCAUCCAUCUGACUGGCAGCGAAUAGCGCCAGCCAGAGCAUGGCCCAGCGCGCCAGCGGUUGGUCGAAUCCCCUGUGGCUCCCCUGUGGCAGCAGGUGCUAGCACUGUCGUCGACGCCUCCCCGGCGCGCUAGCGGUUCUGCAGCGUAUCAAGCGUCACCCACAGCGUAGCACCAGCCCGCUAACCCGCUAGCCCUACAGAG
Molecule: messenger RNA, 450 nt
Organism: Trichoderma harzianum CBS 226.95
Lineage: Eukaryota; Fungi; Ascomycota; Sordariomycetes; Hypocreales; Hypocreaceae
Exons: 1
Coding region: 154-381 (75 amino acids)
Source: RefSeq, a predicted model, not a curated record